AUGACAGAGGGGAGGAGGCCUCCCACGGACGGAGUCCUGCUCAUAAACCGGCGGAACCCCGCGCCCCGGCCGCCCCCGCCCUUGGCCCCGCCGAGAGUCCGGGUUCGGUUCCGCGUCCCCGCUGCCCCUCUCCCUCCCCGGCCGCGGAUAGCCUCCCGAUGUCCUGACCGGGGACCCCAGUGCAGAGGCGGGGGAGGAGCUCCGCGCCCCUCGGAAUCCGCGCACCGGAGGACGCCGGCUGGGCGCCGCGAGGCGCGGUGGGAAGAUCUGUCCGCCUCGGCCGGGGGCUGCUCGCGCGCUCGGCACUCUGCCCUGCCCCUCCGCGCCCUCCCUCCUCGGCGCGGUCUUCGCACGCUGUUCAAGAUCCAGCAAAGACAGGACGGGGGGCAUAGGUCUGCUUUAGGGGGAAAACUGCUCCGGGAGGAUCAAUUCAAAUCGGGGGGACUCGGCCCAAAGGGAAUCACCCUCGGGCUUGGAUUUGAGGUGAUCGAAGAGUGCGCUCCCGGAGGCCACCGGGUUCUUCGGAGCCCCUACCGAAGUGUGCAUUUCGACUCCGGCCACCUCCAGCAGGCAGCUGCUCAGGACCUCAUCUGCGACCACUCCCUGUCCCCCGGCUGGUAUCGAUUCGUCCUCUUCGACAGACCUGCUGAGAUGCCGACCGAAUGUGUGGAGAUGAACCACUGCGGAACGCAGGUCCCUAUCUGGCUGUCGCUGAGAGACUCAGAAACACUGCCCCCUCCUGGGCAGACCCGGCAUCUGACCGCUUGUGCCACGUGGCAGUUUUUGUUGGGCCCCGGGACAGACUGCUGUCUCUUUCAAAUCCCGGUGUCUGUAAGAAACUGUGGGAAUUUUUCCGUGUACUUUCUCCAGCCCACUCAGGGAUGCAUGGGCUACUGUGCAGAAGCUGUUUCUGAUACAAAAUUCCACAAAUGUGGCCCCGAAGAAACAGAAAUUGGAGGUGAUUGUAUUGGUCAGCAGCUGGCUGCAUGGCCACCUCCACCUCCGGGAAGGCCAGAGGUUUCGGUGGAACUGGUGGAGUCCAGGAUUUUCUGUAGGUGUGCUUUUGAUGCUUCCCCGACCAACGCCUCGGUGGGAUUUCUCGUAGCUUGGUCUAGGCUUUCUUCUCAAGAGAUCAAAGAAGAGCUGAAACAAGAGAUCACAGUGCAGACGUUCUCUCUUUUAGAACUGGAUGGCAUAAAUCUCAGACUUGGAGAUAGGAUUUUCUGUAGUGUUUCUGUCUUUUUCUUGGAAAAACCACGUGUACAGAGUUUAGCCAGGGAAAGCAGAGAAUUUUUUGCAGGCAUCAAGUUACGACCUGAAUUGAACACCAUCUCAGAAGAUGGGAAGGAAUACCUGCUGAGGAUCGAGAGCACAGUUCCCAUCGUCUGUUCUGAGCUCAGUGAAUUUGAACAAAAAUGCAAAGUCUCAUUAGAACUGAAAACUGUUAAUCAAGAUAAAGAACACCUCGGCUUAAGUCUGGCACUGUCUUCCUGCCGCGUGGACCUUCACCAGACAUCACCCUGUGACGAUGGAACCUGCAGUUACGCGCUUGUGAACUACACCGCGGUUCCAGGCUUUGCCCCAGAUGGUGACAGAGUUACAAUCAUCAUGGUGCAGCCGAUAGUUAGUGAGGAUUUCCUGUGGAACAACUACGUUCCAGACAGCAUCCAGAUCACAGUUAAGGACAUCCCAACCGCUUACUGUUAUUCAUUUACUGACCCACAUAUAAUAACCUUUGAUGGCAGGAUAUAUGAUAAUUUCAAGACUGGGACAUUUGUGCUGUAUAAGAGUUCAUCACGUGACUUUGAGAUCCAUGUGCGUCAAUGGAACUGCGGGAGCCUCUACUACCCCGCGUCGUGUAACUGCGGGUUUGUUGCCAGAGAAGAAGGGGUUCUGGUGACCUUCGACAUGUGCAAUGGUCAGCGGCAGGAGUCACAGCCAUAUUUAUUCGUGAAGAGCCAGGAUGUACCGAGCAAUAUCAAGAUAAGUGAAUCUUACUUGGGAAGAAAAGUCACGGUUUGGUUUUCCUCUGGAGCAUUUAUCCGCUCCGACCUUGGUGAAUGGGGCAUGAGCUUAACAAUCAGAGCCCCUAGUUUGGAUUACCGGAACACUCUGGGCCUCUGUGGUACCUUCAAUGAAAACCCAGCAAACGAUUUCCAUGAUAGAAAUGGGAUCAAAAUUGAUCAAGAUUUUAAUGAUUUGGUCGCUUUUAUUAAUGAAUGGAGAAUUUUACCAGGACAAAGCAUGUUUGACACGUUGCCGGUUUCUCUGACAUUGCCUGCAAAACCACCCUACUGUAGCUGCUCGCUGGACACUGCCUCAGAUUACCGAUUUUCUAAUCAUCCGGAUGGUGUUUCUCAAUCAGAAAUUGCUUCAGGUUGCAAAGACCUCAGACAUCUCAGAUUUUCUUCUUUGAUACCAGAACUAGAUGUCACUGCUGAAUAUAUUAAUUCUGAAGUUCUUGUCGGAGGGAUAGGAAAACAGACAUCUGGAGAGGAGAAUAAUUUGAAUUUCUUACUGCAAGAAAAGCUGCAAGUGAACCUAACAGAGCUAGACUUAAACUUGCAGUAUCCCGGGAAGGCAGAGCCAGCGGCGUCGAAGUAUUUGGACAGUGAGAAGCAAACACAGGAUGAAGCCGGCCAUCAGCAAGAGACACGGUGGCAAAGACAGAAGAGGUGGAAACGGCAGAACUUUAACGAAUUUCCUCCUUCGUUUGCUCUUCGAGGUCCCGGCCAAACCAGCCUGGAAGGGUUUACUUAUUUUUUCCCUGAAGACCAUGUUGCAGAUGUUCACCAAGACUUUGUCCCCUCCUGGCCCACACCCUCUGGUCUUACCGAGUACAGCACCUUGGCUGUGUGUGAGCAGACACUCGCCAACUCUAGCGUUGGAAAGCUCUGCCUCGGGUUUCUUGGCAAGAGAGUGGAGGAUGCCAUCCGUAUGUGCGUGAAGGAUGUUCUGUUGAAAGAUGAUGUGCGCUGGGCAGGAGCAGGUUUGGCCCUUUUAGAAAAUGAAUGUGAAAGGAGGGUCUUGGAAGAGGGGAAACAUAACACAGGAACACAUGGCAAGGCCGUGGAGGACAUCCUCCUGGUUCUGAGAUGCCCCAGCUUGUGCAGCGGCCGGGGCGAGUGCAUGGAGUGGGGCUGCGCGUGCUUCCCGGGCUUCAGCUCCUAUGACUGCAGCGAUCCCCAUGACAAACCUGAAAUUACAGAGCUUGAGAAUGCUGGAUUCUGCGAUGUUCAAAAAUACAAUUGUGUGGUGGUGAAAGUUUUUGGUGAAGGAUUCAAAGAAUCACCUUCCAUUAUGUGUGAAGUUACAAAACUGGAGUAUAAUGGCAGUAAAUGGGUGCUUGGAGAACCUGUCCAUACACAGGCAGCUUUUCAAGAUAACAGAACUGUUGAUUGUCACCUGCCCGCUGGCGUCCAGCAAUCUGGUGCCCUGGAUCUGGCGGGUGAGAAGCCAAUUGCAAAGUGGCAGUUAAAGAUAUCCAAUGAUGGCUAUAUCUUCAGUAAUCCCAAAAUAAUGAUCAUCUAUGAUGGCGCUUGUCAAGUUUGUGGUCUCUAUGAAAAUGAUUCAUGUAGUAUAAAAGAAAAUGGUUGCAUUAUCAAUGGCGUCUGCUACACUGAAGGGGAUAAAAACCUCACCAGUCCUUGUUUGAUUUGUAGACCUCAAAUCUCCAAAUUUACCUGGGCAUAUUUAGAAAAUAACCUCCCCCCUGCGAUACAAACGUCACAAGACAAAUUACAGGCAUUUUAUGGAGAAAACUUUGAGUACCAGUUCUCGGCCUUGGACCCAGAAGGCUCUGCAGUUCGCUUCACACUGGAGUCGGGGCCGGAGGGAGCGCACAUCUCCUCCGCAGGACGGCUAACGUGGGAAGCAGAGUCGCAGGUUCCACAGCGAUUCACUCUCCGCCUCCGUGAUGACUGCGAUGGUGAAACCAGAGCCACAAUCGAGGUGACUGUGAAGACGUGUGACUGUCUGAACGGUGGAUCAUGUGUGCCGGACAGGAAAUUCCCUCUGGGGAGUGGAGCUUACCUGUGUGUUUGCUUGCCUGGAUUCCACGGUGGUCUUUGUGAAGUAGCUGCCCACACGUGCCAGCCAAACCCUUGUGGCCUUGGCAGAUGUACCGGCGGUUUGAGCAGCUAUUCCUGUGACUGUCCACCUGAGCUCAAAGUUGAAACACUAAUUUUAAAUGAAUUUACGACACAAACUGUGGUUAUCACAGGAUCUGACAAAGACGUAAUUAAUGAAGAGGGUACCAAACAAGGACAGAAUCAUGUUAAGCCAACAAACAGAAAUGCCUCUAUUAAGUAAUACCCUUAGUUCACCAUUUGUAGACGUCCAUGUGGAAAAAAUAGGGUGUGUGUUGCACCAAAUACAUGCACAUGUAAGCCUGGUUACGCCGGUUCUAACUGCCAAACUGCUGUCUGUCAGCCUGCCUGCGGGAACCUUGGGAAGUGCGUUAAGCCUAACAUCUGUGACUGUCGUCCAGGACACGGUGGAGCAACCUGUGAGGAAGAACUUUGCAGCCCACCUUGCCAACAUGGUGGCAUGUGCUUGCCUGGCAAUCUCUGCUCUUGUGCUUAUGGCUUUGUCGGACCAAGGUGUGAAACAAUGGUUUGCAACAGACACUGUGAAAAUGGAGGUGAAUGUCUUGCACCCGAUGUUUGCCAAUGCAAGCCUGGCUGGUAUGGACCCACCUGUAAUACCGCUUUGUGUGAUCCUGUUUGCCUCAAUGGUGGUUCCUGUUACAAGCCAAACACUUGCCUCUGUCCAAAUGGAUUCUUUGGUGCGCGCUGUCAGAAUGCUCUCUGCCGUCCUCCCUGCAAGAAUGCUGGCCGCUGCGUGCGGAACAAUGUGUGCGUCUGCCGUGAAGGAUACACUGGUGGGAGGUGCCAAAAAAGCGUCUGUGAUCCUAUGUGCAUGAAUGGAGGAAAAUGUGUGGGACCAAACAUUUGCUCCUGUCCUUCUGGCUGGAGUGGGAAAUGGUGCAGUACACCUGUCUGCUUUCAGAAAUGCAGAAAUGGUGGUGAAUGUGUCGCUCCCGGCGUCUGCCACUGUCCUCCCGCCUGGGAAGGAGCGCAGUGUCAAAUCCCAGUUUGUAAUCCCCAGUGCCUUCACGGAGGAGGAUGUGCAUUUCCCAAUGUCUGUUUUUGUCGCCCUGGAUAUUCUGGAGUCAGAUGUGAAAAGAAGAUACAGCUAAAACAUCCCUGAGUAACUUGAAGUGUGUGAACUACUGGCCUAUAUCAUAAAAACUGAAACUUCUUAAUUCAGAAAAGAACCGAAGAUAACUCUGGAAGUAUAUUUGAGCAUCACUUUAAAAACGUUUUAAAGGUGAAAGAAACCAAUCGACUAUCAAAUGAUCUCAGGUGUUCCUCAUUAGAGAAAAGCAAGAAAGACCUCCACAUAAUCCAAAUUGGACUUCACAGUGUGAUUUGAUGUUUCCGUAGUGAGAUGAUGUAUCUAGCAUUCCUUCAUUCACACUGUUUAAUAAACUGAAUGUUUUCUCAAUCCUGUGACUACACUGCGUUGUAUCCUGAUUUGUAUCAAGAGAAAUCAGGAACCCACUUGAUAAUGUCUCCCAAAUAUACAGUGUGUGAAGCAUAGCUAAGGCCUUGCAGGGCUGUUGUAAGAACUGGUGAUGAGAAUUCAGAUGUGGAGGUCCAAAAACAGCUGUCAGAGACUGGAGGGGCUGAUGCGGAAGCUUCCAGUCUAAAGCCCCAAGCAGGUACUCCUCAGGAGCUAUCCUGGAGCUGCUUGAACAAUACCUGAGAAUCUUCACAGUCUGGCACCAGCUCUCUGAAGAAACGUGGGUCAUUCACGAGCAUGUGAUAGGAAGUCCGGCCCAUCUCUGCAGACACCUGUGAGGAAAAUGACAACUCCUCCUCACUUCCUUCUUGGAACUCUCUAGGAGGUUCGUCUCAUUGGCAAACUCUUGCACAGAGACCCUCUGUGAAGGGGAUUUGCAGCAGGUCACCCAGAAACUAUGGAUAACACAGCUCCCAGCCUUAGGAAGAUACAGAAGUGUUCUGUGUAUUGCUGGGGAGGUAACACAAAACUGGCUAAAAGGUCUGUGUCUUACUGCUUUUGACUGUGUUCCGGAGAUCCAAGCCAUCACUUUACAGUAAUAGAAAUACUGUAGCAUAUUUAGUUCUGUCUCUUUUAUUUUCUUCUAGUCUUUCUAUUGCUUUGACCUGUACCAUUCCUGGGCGAGGGGGAAGAAAUGAUGAACGUUUUGAUUUUAGAAGACUCAUUCAGUCAUACUGUUUAGAUGGGAAAAGAACCACGAAAUACCUGUAUUACCUUUCCCUUCUGUAUUAGCUACUUCUCCAUUCCUGGAGCAAAAUACCUAAACCCACAGCUUAAAGAGGAGAGGUGUAUUUCGGCACAUCCUCAGAGGAUUCAUUGCAUGGUCAGUUAUUUCCAAGGCAGAAACAGCCCACUGGAAGCACAUUGCAGAGGAAAGAUGCUCUACCGGGGGAAGCAGAGAGAAACGAGAGGAGCUCAGGAGAGAGAGACUCCACACAGAGGCAUGCCGCCAGUCACACCUCUAUCAGCAGUCCAUCUCUAACAGAACGUUUAGCUGUGAAAUCAUGGAUGGAUCAGUCCACUGAUGACUACAGAGCCACCGUGACCCGAAUCACCUUCUUAUGAACGCUUAUGAAACUUAGGAACACAUGAGCUUUGGGGAGAUGCUCUUUGGGAGCGUGAGCUGAAAGGGGAUAUUGGGAACCACACCCUUAUCAUUCCACUCUCUCACUUCCUGGCCUUGAGGUGAAUAGUUUUAUUCUGCCACAUUAGUAUCAAGAUGUGCUGCCUCCCCACAAACCCCCAAAUGUUAGGGUCAGUCAGGCAGCCUCCGGAACUGUGAGCGAAAGUAAACAUUUUUCUCUCUUAAGUCGAUAAAUAUCUGGUAUUUGUUAUAGUGGCAGAAAGUUUACUAGCAAUAAUCUAUUUUGGUGUAGGAAGUGAGGGAAGUGGUGACAAAACUAAACCCUUCUACAAGAGAAUUGGUUGACACAGUGAAUUUUUUUUUGG
Chinchilla lanigera (long-tailed chinchilla) is the source of this 7035-nucleotide messenger RNA. It is a transcript of the gene Vwde, whose product is annotated as von Willebrand factor D and EGF domains. Gene Ontology annotation, cellular component: cell surface; extracellular region. Gene Ontology annotation, biological process: anatomical structure development. The record is from RefSeq and is a predicted model, not a curated record. Gene Ontology annotation, molecular function: signaling receptor binding. The transcript has 31 exons. NCBI's taxonomy places the organism in Eukaryota, Metazoa, Chordata, Mammalia, Rodentia, Chinchillidae.